AUGGAGAAAUGGAAGGAAUUUGAGUUGUCGAAGGAGGAAGAGGAAGGCAUUACGGCGGAGGUUGAGGAGGCGUGCGAAGAUGAGGUGUUCCACAGAACCCUAGCUGCAAGAUUAUGGACUGAUAGCCCUUUCAAUUCCAGGGCUUUCACAAGCACAAUGUUGGGAGCGUGGAAACUAAAGAACCCAGUGGAAGUCCAAGAACUAAGCAAAAAUUUAUUCCUUUUUCGUUUUGCCACAAAACGAGAUCUUGAAGAAGUGUUGAAGAACGGACCAUGGAGUUUUGAUAGAAACAUAAUGGUUUUGGCAAGAGUGUCAGGAGAAGAACAACCAACAGAGCUCAAUAUGCAAUAUGGCUCCUUCUGGGUUAGAGUGUAUGAACUACCGUUAAUGCUCAGAUCUGAAGUUAUGGCAAAGAAACUAGGAGGUAUACUGGGAGAGUAUGAAGAGAUGGACCAAAAAGAGGCGCACAGGAAUGGGAGAUUUAUGAGGAUCAAGGUAAAGAUAGAUCUUAAGAAGGCGUUAAAAAGGGGGACUGUAGUCCGAUUUAAAGAGAAAAACCUAAGGGUACAUUUCAAGUAUAAAAGGCUUCCUACUUUUUGCUUUGUGUGUGGAAGAAUAGGCCAUCAAAUGAAGGAUUGUGAGGAGGUAGGAUAUCAAAGUGAUGAAGGUUAUGAGAACCUGGAAGAACAAGAUCUGUCUUAUGGUGCUUGGUUGAGGGUUUCGCCUCUGCCCAGAAUCCAAGAGGAACAAAAGAGAAAAGAAUCAAACUCUAACUCAUGCAGCAAAAGUUUAUUCAACAUAUCUUCAGGUCAAAGCAGGUGUGAGGUGAAAGGGAAAGAGAAAGAAGGGGACGAGGGAGAAGUCAAUCAAAAGAAAAAAGCUGAUGCUCUGAUUGAAUGCGAAAAAGAGGUGGAUCUGAAGCAACCAGAAUGUCCUCCGAAGCGCAACACUCUGGAAAUCGAGGCCAUGACGAAGUCUUUUGGAGCUGUGGAUAUAUCAAAUGUUGGUCAGAGUUCUAAGAAAAAUCAAAUGGAAGGCCUAACAAAAAAGAAGAAGUGGACCCGAAGGCAAGGCAUAAGGAAAAGCUCACAAUCUGAAGAAAAAAAAAAGAAGAUAGAGGUGGAGAUGGGGAAGAGGAAUCUUGUGGAUGUUAUUAUUAUUGAUGGAACCCUAGAAGAGCAUGGAAUCAUUGAGAAGAAAUUAAAAGGCCCAGAAGAGCAACAAAAGUCUGUUUCAAAACUACCAGAGGUGGUGUUGGAGGGCCAAAACCGCCUAGACCAAUGA
Molecule: messenger RNA, 1284 nt
Organism: Vicia villosa (hairy vetch)
Lineage: Eukaryota; Viridiplantae; Streptophyta; Magnoliopsida; Fabales; Fabaceae
Exons: 1
Coding region: 1-1284 (427 amino acids)
Molecular function (GO): nucleic acid binding; zinc ion binding
Source: RefSeq, a predicted model, not a curated record